CCGCCGCGCCGGGCGGAAGUAGGUCCGUCCUGGAAUUGGUUCCCCCAGGCGGCGGGGGGACGCCAGCGGCGGUAUCGCCGGAUGAGCAAGGCCUGGCGGCGCGGCAGGAUGGAAGGCGGCGAGCACGGGGAAGAGGCCGAGGCGGGCGGCGGGCACGGCUCUCACAAGAAGAAGCACAAGAAGCACAAGAAGAAGCACAAGAAGAAGCACCACCAUGAGGCGGCGGGCCCGCCGCUGCCUCCCCCGGCCCCCGAGCCCGCGGCCGGCCUGCGCAAGCCCCAGCUCAAGCUCAAGAUCAAGCUGGGGGGCCAGAUCCUCGGCACCAAGAGCGUGCCGACCUUCACGGUGGUCCCCGAGGCACCGCGCUCGCCCUCCCCGCUGAUGGUGGUGGACGAGGAGGAAGAGCCCACGGAGGGGGUGCCCAUUGAGCAGUACCGGGCCUGGCUGGAUGAGGACAGCAACCUGGACCCCUCACCCCUGCCAGACCUGGAUUCAGAGAGCUGUUUUCCUGCCCGUGAGGAAGAGGAGGAGGAGGAAGAGCGCUGGCUCGAUGCCCUGGAGAAGGGCGAGCUGGACGACAACGGGGAGCUUAAGAAGGAGGUGGACGAGUCCCUGCUGACAGCCCGACAGAAAGCCCUCCUGCACAAGCAGCAGAGCCAGCCGCUGCUGGAGCUGCCCAUGGGCUACAAGGCGAAGGAGCUGACAGAGGAGAUGCUGGUGAAGCGGGAGGAGAGGGCCCGCAAGCGGCGCUUGCAGGCGGCCAAGAAGGCGGAGGAGAACAAGAACCAGACCAUCGAGCGCCUGACCAAGACCAACAAGGCCAAGGUGAAGACGCUGCGGGAGCGCAAGGCCAAGCAGGCCCCUUGCCCCGUCGUCCACUACUGCAACGCCAUCGACCGCAUCACCGUCUCCUUCCCGGCCGGCAUGGCCCUGCCGCUGCUGCCCGCCCCGGCCCCCCCGGAUACGUUAGGGUACUGCCCGUCGGGGGCGGGGCACCGGGCAGCGCCCAUUGGCUGGGGCGCGGGGCGGCGGUGCUGGUUGGGCGACCCCGCCGCUAAUCAUGCGUCUGCGCCGCGCAUUGGUCAGGCUCUCCUCAACGCCCGCCCUAGAGGCGGGGCCCCGGGCAGCCUGGAGCGGCUGAGCCGGUCUGUGGGGCGCGGGGCGAGGCUGCCGUUGGCCGGCGUCCCCGUCAGUCACGGCCGGAAGGGCGGGGCUCCGCCUCUGGUUGGUGGCGGCGGCCGCCAAUUACGCGAGGGGGCGGGGCUCGGUCCCUUUGUCUCUGUUGUUGGGCGUGAGGCGCGGGCAGACAGCAUCUGA
Messenger RNA from Calidris pugnax (ruff), 1317 nucleotides. It is a transcript of the gene INO80B, whose product is annotated as INO80 complex subunit B. Bases 82 to 1317 code for a protein of 411 amino acids. The transcript is spliced from 6 exons. NCBI's taxonomy places the organism in Eukaryota, Metazoa, Chordata, Aves, Charadriiformes, Scolopacidae. Gene Ontology annotation, biological process: chromatin remodeling. Gene Ontology annotation, cellular component: Ino80 complex. The record is from RefSeq and is a predicted model, not a curated record.